Messenger RNA from Cuscuta europaea, 3707 nucleotides. The record is from the annotation of a GenBank genome assembly. NCBI's taxonomy places the organism in Eukaryota, Viridiplantae, Streptophyta, Magnoliopsida, Solanales, Convolvulaceae.
GCUGGUCAUAUUUUCUUUACCCAAGGUAGCUAGACAUUUCCAUGGCUAGAAUCACUAUCAUAUCACUUCUUUACUUGCAUCAAUGUUUGAUCCUAGCCAUGCCAAAUCCUACCAACAUUACAACCGACCAAUCUUCUCUUCUUUUCUUGAAAGCCACCAUCACCUCCGACCCUCACCGGAUCUUGGCCGGAAACUGGACGGCGAAAUCCUCUGUUUGCGGCUGGGUUGGAGUAAAAUGUGACUAUCCGCGACGACAAAACAGCCUUAGAGUUGUGGCCUUAAAUCUUGCUGACAUGGAUCUUUCCGGCCUACUCCCGCCGCAACUAGGAAACCUCACAUUUCUCUCCGUUCUUGAUUUGACCCACAACCGUUUCACCGGCCACCUGCCGGAAGGGAUGGCUAACUUGCGGCGGCUUCGGGUGUUGGACCUUGGGUCAAACCAGUUCGCCGGAGAGAUUCCUUCGUGGCUUUCUUUGUUCCCUAAACUCCAAGUUUUGAGUCUCGCCGGUAACAAUUUCACCGGUUUGGUUCCCCAAGAAGCUCUCUUUAAUAUUUCCGGUCUGGAAGUUUUGGACCUAUCAAAGAAUGGGUUGAAAGGCAUAAUUCAAGGGGCGGAGAUGUGCCGUGGACUACGGAGACUGAGAAGUCUUGACUUAUCGAGCAAUGAGUUUCAUGGACCGAUCCCAUUAUCCAACGGUUCAGAUUGCACGCAACUCAUAAGGGUGUACCUUUACCAAAACAACUUUGUGGGGUCCAUACCUAAAGAGAUUGAAAGGCUCCAAAAGCUGGACACCCUAAUUCUUGACAAGAAUAAUCUAUCAGGGGAAGUUCCAAAGGAAAUUGGUAACCUUGUCAAUUUGAGGAUUUUCCAAGCAGCUCACAACCACAUUGAAGGGCCACUACCCCACUCCAUUAGAAACAUGUCAUCAUCCCUACAAAAAAUUGUAUUGCAAAAUAACCAACUCAAUGGGGCCAUACCUACAUGGUUUGGAAACUUAACAUUUCUCAAGGUGUUGGCACUCCAUGGCAAUAAAUUCACAGGUUUCAUACCUCAAGAGAUGACAAAGCUCACACAACUAGAGGUGGUGGAUCUAAAAGAUACUGAUCUAAGCGGUCCCAUACCAGAUGGAUUUUUCAACAUUUCAACGCUUAAAUUAGUUAACUUGGGCAGUAAUCACCUAUCUGGAAAUUUAGCUCCAAGUUCAGCUUUUGUGUUGCCAAAUCUUGAGAAGCUCAUUCUUGCUCAAAAUGAUUUGAGUGGUUCUAUACCACCCUCAAUUUCAAAUGCCACGAAACUUGCACUCCUGAGCCUAUGGGAUAAUCAUUUAAGUGGUUCAAUUCCAGACUCUCUCGGGGAGCUUAAGGUCCUUGAGGCCUUAGAUGUUGGUGGGAACAACUUGACAAAUAGGAACUCAGAGUCUCAAGAGUUGAGCUUCAUCACACCCUUGACAAAAUGCAAACACUUGAAAUCUUUGGAAGUCUAUGACAAUCCAUUCCAUGGCAUUCUUCCCAAGUCAGUGGGCAACUUUUCUUCUUCCUUUCAAAACUUCCACGCUUACAAUUGCGGGAUUUACGGAACUAUCCCGCUUGAGAUAGGGAAUUUGAGCGGUCUUUCAGUGUUAAGUAUAUUCGGGAAUGAUAUGACAGGAUCCAUUCCAGUCACAGUUCGUGGGCUAAAGGAGCUCCAACAGAUGGAUUUGAGUGUUAAUAGAUUUUCAGGACCAUUGUCUAGUAGCCUUUGUGAUCUACCAAACUUGGGAACAAUUUACUUGUUUGAGAAUCAACUUUAUGGUCCGAUACCGAGUUGUAUUGGGAAUCUUACAUCGCUAAUAAUACUUCACCUUGGUGGUAAUCGCCUUAACUCCACUCUACCAUCAACUCUUUGGAAUCUUAAAAAUAUUUUGCACCUAAACUUGUACUCCAAUUCCUUUAGUGGUAGUUUAUCCACGGAAGUCGGGAACUUGAAGGCAGCUAUUGUCAUGGAUUUGUCCGAAAAUCGGUUCUGGGGUGGUAUCCCCGACUCCAUUAGUGGCUUAGUGAAUCUUAUCAAUCUUUCGUUGGCACACAACAAUUUCGAAGGUCACAUACCAUUGUCAAUUGGUGGCAUGUUGAGUUUAGUGACACUAGACUUGUCUCGCAACAAACUUAGCGGCGUUAUUCCCAUUUCAUUCGAGAAGCUUACUUAUCUUUCCAUUUUAGACGUCUCUUUCAAUUCCUUAUCUGGUGAAAUUCCAUCUAAUGGCCCUUUCAAGAACUUCACAAACCAAUCGUUUCUCUUCAAUAAUAAUGAAGCAUUGUGUGGAGAUGAUCCCAAGUUUGAUGUCCCGCCUUGCCAAGUAAACUAUGGACAACGAAAGAGGAAAAGGUUGAAUCACAAAGUAAUGUUGGCAAUCGGAAUCUCAACAAUAACUGUAAUUUUUUUUGUGGCAGGACUAAUCAUACUAGUGUUUUUACAGAGAAAAGGUAAGACUAAAGAAGAGGGUGAAGAACAUGGGUUAUUGCCAUUAUACUCUUUGGAGAGAGUCUCAUACAAUGAACUCUUGCGAACAACUGAUGGGUUUAAUCACUCUAACAUCAUCGGUGAGGGGGCCUCUGCAGUUGUUUAUAAGGGAACAUACAUUGAUGGGAUUAAUGUCGUCAUUAAGGUAUUCAAAUUGAAAAAAGAAUGGCCUCUAAAGAGCUUUGAGAGGGAGUGCAAAAUACUACGUAACCUUCGCCACCGAAAUCUCACGAAGGUCCUGAGUUGUUGUUCAAACUCAGAAUUUAAAGCUAUGGUCUUAGAAUACAUGCCUAAAGGGAGCCUAGAGCAAUGGUUAUACGGUGCAAACUGUUUCCUUGACUUGAUUCUUAGACUAAAUAUUAUGAUUGAUGUGGCAUAUGCCCUCGAGUAUCUGCAUCAUGGGUGUCAAAUGCCAGUUGCUCAUUGUGAUCUAAAACCAAGUAAUGUGCUCUUAGAUGAAGAAAUGGUUGGUCAUGUUGCUGAUUUCGGCAUAGCCAAAUUGUUGUGCAAUCACGAUAGUGUUGCAUUUACAACUACUUUUGCUACAUUGGGCUACAUAGCACCAGAGUACGGGAUGGGAGGCUUGAUUUCAACAAGUUGUGAUGUUUAUAGUUACGGAAUCAUGUUAAUUGAAACAUUCACAAAAAGAAGGCCAAAUGAUGUGAUGUUCUCUGAAGAUAGAAGCUUGAUUAGUUGGGUUAAUGAUGCUUUAUGUUCACCAAAUGGAGUAAUUGAAGUUUCCGACUCGAAUCUUUUUGGACCAAAUGAAGAUAAGCAGAGUAAGAAAACUGAGUGUUUGACAUUAAUACUUAAAUUGGGUGUAAGAUGUUGUGCAGAAUCUCCAAAAGAAAGGAUGAGUAUAAAGGAUGUUGUUUCAUCUCUUGAAAAGGUUAAACUUAAUUUCAUGUUUAAGUGAUAUUGGCGGAGUGUCGAUCAAGAGCUAAAUUCUAAAUGAGUUGAGCAUAAUAGGAUAUGUUCACUCGUGGAUCUAGAAAUAAAAGUUAUCUGAUUUGUAGUGAACAUAAAUACUAUAUAUGUUAUACCCACAUACGUAGGUAGGUGGCUAUGUCAUAUUCAUAUACAUGCCCAUCGUAUAAUUAGUAAUUAUUAUAUUUUGGAGUGAUUUUUUGUGUGUGAAAAGUUAAAUAGAUGUAUUAUUUUAUAAUGAUUCUUUUAACGCAUAUUCAUUUUUGUACCUUACGCGGAG